AUGGUUUCCUUCUCAUUCUCCAAGGCUGCCUCAGCCCUCGUGCUCUUGGUCGGUCUUACUGACGUCUGCAACGCCGCCGUGCAGUGCGAUGUCAUUAGCAGCUCCCACUGCGGCACCAACAGCCACCGCCAAACCCACAAGCUGCCCACAAGCGUAGGAUCGACAUACUACAUUGACGGCUUCCACGGCGGUGUCAUGAAUGCCAAGUUUCAGUCGAGGGUGCAGUCCGUUCCUGGCAACUCCGAAUUCACCGACAUCACUUACAACUUCAACCUUGGUGCUUAUGACGGCACAUACUGGAUCCUUCUCCCGACUUCAUUUGGCGGUGCCAAUGAGUGCUUCGCCGUUUACAAGAACUGCGAUGUCACCAUCAGGUUCUGGGACAACAAGGACCCUCUCCCCGGCACGUACACUCUAGUAUAG
Molecule: messenger RNA, 423 nt
Organism: Colletotrichum chrysophilum
Lineage: Eukaryota; Fungi; Ascomycota; Sordariomycetes; Glomerellales; Glomerellaceae
Exons: 2
Coding region: 1-423 (140 amino acids)
Source: RefSeq, a predicted model, not a curated record